This is a messenger RNA of Salvelinus fontinalis (brook trout), 6023 nucleotides long. RefSeq names its product CDK5 and ABL1 enzyme substrate 1-like. The transcript is spliced from 10 exons. Gene Ontology annotation, biological process: regulation of cell cycle; nervous system development. The record is from RefSeq and is a predicted model, not a curated record. Gene Ontology annotation, cellular component: cytosol. NCBI's taxonomy places the organism in Eukaryota, Metazoa, Chordata, Actinopteri, Salmoniformes, Salmonidae. Bases 499 to 2139 code for a protein of 546 amino acids.
AGAGAACGUACAGUGAAGAUGAAAUAGUUUAUGCUUUGAUCCCUUGGUAAAUAGCCUAGGGCUAUUAGGGUUACCCAUUACUUCCGUGAUAUGAACCCCAAAGCACAAUUUCCAAAAAUGCAUAUUUCCAAUCAAUUUAACUGCUUUGACAUGCAAAUAUAACACGUGGUUAUCCAUUAGUUAUUUCUGAAUGUGGCCAAAAUCUGCUAUACCUGAUGACAUUUUUAUGUCAUUUUGGAUAACCAGUCCAGAAGUCUGAAGAGGGAGGGCACCGGAGGAAAAUGAAAAAAAUAACCCUUUCGUGUGUCCCUGAAAGCCUAUUGGUCCACUUUUUUUCCCUGCUGCCACAAUACUGCAGACACGUAACCAUCCUGUUUUUAGUCAGUUUAAGCUUGCACUUAAAAUACAAGGCUUUUACAUUUGCUAUCUACAUAAGCACACUUUAAUGUCAUCUUGACAAAACCUCUGCUCGCCGAUUCGAAUCGCUGGAAGUGGACCAUGGCGGCUGCCACGAGCAGCAAUUCAUCCACAACCACGCUUCAGAUAAAGCAUUCCAGUAUCGAGCAUACGUGGAAACGCAUAGACCCUCGAAGGAGACAAGCCGCACUCUCUUUUCUCAGUAACAUUUCUUUGGAUGGUCGACCGGUGCAAGAUGAUGCCGACAAUCAGAUCGAAGAGGAUAAUCCAAUUGAGUCGAGGACUAGACAGAGCCUGGUUUCUGCAGCAGAGCGUCCUCUGUUCGCGGCUGGCAAUGGCACAGGGGUAGCGAACCCCACCGCUACCCAGGCGCUCGCUAUUGCAAACCAGGCUCUGAUUGCUAACGCACGAGAUAGUUUUGGGAUUGGUCCCGCCGCUGCAGCUCAAGCGUGUACAGAUCCGGAAGGGGAUGCUUUCGGCCCUUCGAUUUUCAGUUCGCCUUUCUCUGCAGUACCAGCCGCGAUUAGAGGCAGGCUUCAGACCUACACUCAGGGAGUUGUGCCUGCUGCCUACUCCAGGCAGGCUUCCCAAGGCUUCUGUUUGGAGGGAGGACAGAUAGCCAGCUCUGUCCUGGAGCUGCAGAGAUCAAGACGACGGCUCAUCUCUCAGCGAUCCUCCUUGGAGACACUGGAAGACAUUGAGGAGAACGCUCCUCUACGCAGAUGCAGAACCCUCUCAGGUUCACCCCGACCAAAGAGCUUCAAAAAGGUCCACUUCAUCAAGAACAUGAGGCAACAUGAUAUGCGCAAUGGAAGGAUAGUCCUAAUCAGUGGCAGAAGAUCCUUGUAUAGUGUAUUUUCUGUCCUGCCCUAUCGAGAUUGUAGCCAACCAGGGGAUGUGAAACUGGAAAGCGGGCGGCAGCGUCACCCCUCGGGCGGGGUCAGUGCCAAGGAGAUGGUGAUCGGGCUGGAGGGAGUGGAGCUGGGGGCCUAUGGAAAGACUGUAUCAUACACCCAGUUCCUGUACCCCACCAACGCCCUGGGCAGCGGACGCAGGAACACCAUCGACUCCACUUCAUCCAUCUCUCAGUCUCGUAACGCCAGCCACCGCAGCCUCAGCUUGGGCCGGGCCAACAGCAAUCAGAGCAGCAUCGACACAGGGAAUGAUCUGGGGGACUUGAUCCGGGAGUAUGACCCCAAUCUGUUGGACGAUCCCCAGUGGCCGUGUGGGAAGCACAAGAGAGUCCUCAUCUUCCCCUCCUACAUGACUACAGUCAUAGAGUACGUCAAGCCUUCUGACCUCAAGAAGGACAUGAAUGAGACGUUCAAGGAGAAGUUCCCCCACAUACGGCUGACCCUCAGCAAAAUCAGGAGUCUGAAGAGAGAGAUCCGUAAAUUGGCCCAGGAAGAGUGUGGCUAUGAGGAACCCACCGUAGCCAUGGCCUUCGUCUACUUCGAGAAGCUGGUCCUCCAGGGGAAACUCAACAAGCAGAACCGCAAACUCUGCGCCGGCGCCUGCGUCCUGCUCGCUGCCAAGAUUGGCGGAGACCUCAAGAAGCACGAGGUCAAGCAGCUCAUAGACAAACUGGAGGAGAGGUUUCGUGUGAACAGGAGAGAGCUGAUAGCCUUUGAGUUCCCUGUGCUUGUAGCCCUGGAGUUCAACCUGUACCUGCCUGAGCACGAGGUCAUGCCCCACUACAGACGCCUCGUCCAGACUUCCUAGCAUUAGUGACCCGUCAGGAGGAGCACGUAGACCAUGCCCUUCUGAUCCAGGACCAGAAUCUACACCACACCCUCCUCCCCACCCCACCACUGGGUGCCACGACCAUGUCUCCUCUCUGCAGCCUGGGGAUCCAUUAUGGACCAUGAUGUUGGAGCUCCACUACACUCUACUGCAGGCCACAUUCAUAUGUUCAUUUUCAGAUCGAGACUGGAAAGCAGCCAAAGUGACACGUAUUUCCUUACACGUAUUCUUCAACAUUUUUCUCAGACUUUUACUCCUACAUUCGACACUAGCUACAUCUUCAAAAGACUUACACUAUGAUUCAAAGUUUGGGGUCACUUAGAAAUGUCCUUGUUUUUGAAAGAAAAGCAAAUUUUUUGGUCCAUUAAAAUAACAUCAAACUGAUCAGAAAUACAGUGUAGACAUUGUUAAUGUUGUAAAUUACUAUUGUAGCUGGAAAUAAAAAAUGUUUUUAAAAUGGAAUAUCUACAUAGGUGUACAGAGGCCCAUUAUCAGCAACCAUCACUCCUGUGUUCCAAUGGCACAUUGUGUUAAAAGGCUAAUUGAUCAUUAGAAAACCCUUUUGAAAUUAUGUUAGCACAGCUGAAAACUGUUGUGCUGAUUAAAGAAGCAAUAACACUGGCCUUCUUUAGACUAGUUGAGUAUCUGGAGCAUCAGCAUUUGUGGGUUUGAUUACAGGCUCAAAAUGGCCACAAACAAAUAACUUUCUUCUGAAACUCAUCAGUAUAUUCUUGUUCUGAGAAAUGAAGGCUAUUCCAUGUGAGAAAUUGCCAAGAAACUGAAGAUCUCGUACAACGCUGUGUACUACUCCCUUCACAGAACAGCGUAAACUGUCUAACCAGAAUAGAAAGAGGAAUGGGAGGCCCCGGUGCACAACUGAGCAAGAGGACAAGUACAUUAGAGUGUCUAGUUUGAUAAAUAGACGCCUCACAAGUCCUCAACUGGCAGCUUCAUUAAAUAGUACCCGCAAAACACCAGUCUCAACGUCUACAGUGAAGAGGCGACUCUGGGAUACUGGCCUUCUAGGCAGAGUUGCAAAGAAAAAGCGUUAUCUCAGACUGGCCAAUAAAAAUAAAAGAUUAAGAUAGGCAAAAGAACACACAUACUGGACAGAGGAAGAUUGGAAAAAAGUGUUAUGGACAGACAAAUCUAAGUUUGAGGUGUUCGGAUCACAAAGAAGAACAUUCGUGAGACGCAGAAAAAAUGAAAAGAUACUGGAGGAGUGCGUGACGCCAUCUGUCAAGCAUGGGGUAGGCAAUGUGAUGGUCUGGGAGGGCUUUGGUGGUGGUAAAAUGGGAGAUUUGUACAGGGUAAAAGGGAUCUUGAAGAAGGAAGGCUAUCACUCCAUUUUGAUACGCCAUGCCAUACCCUGUGGACGGUGCUUAAUUGGAGCCAAUUUCCUCCUACAACAGGACAAUGACCCAAAGCACAGCUCCAAACUAUGCAAGAACUAUUUAGGGAAGAAGCAGUCAGCUGGUAUUCUGUCUAUAAUGGAGUGGCCAGCACAGUCACCGGAUCUCAACCCUAUUGAGCAGUUGUGGGAGCAGCUUGACCGUAUGGUACGUAAGAUGUGCCCAUCAAGCCAAUCCAACUUGUGGGAGGUGCUUCAGGAAGCAUGGGGUGAAAUCUCUUCAGAUUACCUCAACAAAUUGACAAUUAGAAUGCCAAAGGUUUGCAAGGCUGUAAUUGCUGCAAAUGGAGGAUUCUUUGACAAAAGCAAAGUUUGAAGGACACAAUUAUUAUUUCUAAACUUGUCAACAUUUUCUAUUCAUUUUGCAACUAAUUUCAUGUAUGUUUUCAUGGAAAACAAGGACAUUUCUAAGCGACCCCAAACUUUAACGGUAGCGUAUGAAAGGGAGAAUCCGAUCUUCCUCCACUUUGAAAAACAAACUAAAAAAUAUCAACACUUUUUACAUCCUCUGCUUUUUUCUGAGGUUUCAUGUCAUCUUUCUAGUUAAAGAGCAUUGCAAGAUUAUCUUUUUCAAAGCAAAUUAUUGCCUUGUGAUUGUUGGUUUCACUAAUCACAUUUUUAUUUUUAGAUCCCAUCUUUAUUUUUUUGAGAGAGAGAUGAUUGAUUUCCUUGGUCCCUCAUUCCUAUGUUGAACUUGGUAGCCCAAAGUUAGCUAAAGUUGUUCAGAACUAUUUCCUAAUCCUUCCUUGGCUUGUUCUGGUUGCCUUAUGAUCAUCAUACGAAUGAAUUGCGCUGCAGAAUGACAGGACUGUUAUCAACGUGAAUGUGCGUUUUGAAAGACAUUUUCCAGUCUCUCCUCAUUAUAAGUAUACUUUUGAAUAGUGCAGAUAUGGAUGGAUGUGAUUUGGAUGUCAUAAGGUGAAUGCACCAAUUUGUAAGUCGCUCUGGAUAAGAGCGUCUGCUAAAUGACUUAAAUGUAAAUGUAAUUUGAGAAUUACUUGUGAUGAAACAAACUGAUUCUGAUCAAGUUCAGUUGACUCAAACCACAAAAGGGCAAGUUGAUGUAAAUGGUUCUCCAUUUAUUUUCUCAUCCAUUUUCCCUUUUCUAUUUUCUAGCCACCAAUCCCACUAUCAGCAUGACAAUUUAUAAAAAAAUGUGUAAAAUACACAGAUUUAAUGGGAUUUUAUACUGUAUAGUAUUCAGUACAUUUAAGUACUCUUUUUUUCUACCUGUGGAGUGCUUGCUUUGGAUAUUCGGUGACUGGGCCUACUCUUAUCAGUGUGUAGUCUCCUGUGCUCUAUGUUAGAGUGUGUUAUCAGUGCGUUUCUCGUGCUAUACUGGAGUGGGUGGAAAGGUAUUGGAAGCAAGUCAUGAUGAUACCAAUGAUACAGGUCUGGUAUUGAAGCUGAACCUCUUAAUCACAAUAUCUGUCAUGACCACAGCAAGUGUUUAAAUGGCAUGGUAUCUGUCAUGACCACAGCAAGUGUUUAAAUGGCAUGGUAUCUGUCAUGACCACAGCAAGUGUUUAAAUGGCAUGGUAUCUGUCAUGACCGGCCCAAGUGUUUAAAUGGCAUGGUAUCUGUCAUGACCACAGCAAGUGUUUAAAUGGCAUGGUAUCUGUCAUGACCACAGCAAGUGUUUAAAUGGCAUGGUAUCUGUCAUGAUCACCAAUAUUGUUGUGCCACCAAUCUUUUAUGACGAGUAGUUCAAGCUCGAAAGUCACCUUUGGAAUGGUAUGCUAAUGGGAUUGUUGUGACAUCAUAGCAGUGUUACCAAGAGUUUCUCUUAUUUUAUUAGAUCCAACUUUAGUCUUUUGAACACUUAUCUUUUUCUUUGGUUUGAAUGGACAAAUCAAACAGGCCUUACAGAAACGAGCUUUAUGCUACAUGGACAUAUCCAUGUCUGAUCAGAAAGUUUAGGAUGGUGAAAAUCCUUUUGUCAUGCACCUCAGCCACACCCUAAGUGCAAUGCUUAUUAAAUUACCCUUUUCAAAUGUGUGUCGCUGUAAUAUUGACCUGUAAUGUUGGGUAUGUAUUCUCUCAAUCUGAAAUUGACUAUAGACUCUUUGAUACAACAACGUAGGUUGAUACUGAACUAUGUCACUGAGAAACAUGGAUACAUUGUUCAAGUAAAAAUAGACAAUGUGUGAAUUGCCAUGCGCUUGAAUCAGGCCUUUUGUAUACAACACAGAAGGGUUGGAUAAAACAAGUUUUAUUUGACUUUAAUCUGAUUGCUGUGAUUGAGUAAUCAGAAAAGAUGGAUAGUGCUGAAAUUGGGGUGAAAUACUUUUGGGAGAAGUUCUGAUUCUAUUUGUAAGCCCAAAAGGUUUUGUCAUAGGAUACCCACGUUUAGGCUUUGCCAGAAAGCUGAUGGUCAACAACAUCCAAAUACACAUGCGUAUGUUUGUAAAUAUACUGCUUUGCUUAUUCAAUAAAAACAAGAUUCCUGAAA